GAAGUUGUUAAGACGUGGGGGAGUUCUUGGGAGAGAGUCGAGUUUUCCUAGCGCUCGGUGUGUUCGGUCUGCGGCGGCCUGAGCAGCAGGUAAAGCGCAUUUGUGAGACCUCGGCAGCCCUGCUACCCGGCCCAAGCCGGAUCCCGACCCCGUAUCCUAGCCUGAGGGGUGUGGUGCCCGGUGCUCCGACUCCUUCCUAGGGUCCUGGUGGAGGUACCGGGAGUCACUUGUUCCUCCCUUGGAGUGAGGCCCCCUGUCCGGCUACCUCCGCCAUGGGCAACACGAGCAGCGAGCGCGCUGCGCUGGACCGGCAGGGCGGCCACAAGACGCCCCGAGGGGACAGCUCGGGGGGCUCCAAGGAUGGGGACAGGCCCAAGAUCCUGAUGGACAGCCCCGAGGACGCUGACCUCUUCCACUCCGAGGAAAUCAAGGCUCCGGAGAAGGAGGAGUUCCUGGCCUGGCAGCACGAUCUGGAAGUGAACGACAAAGCUCCUGCCCAGGCUCGGCCAACUGUGUUUCGAUGGACGGGGGGCGGAAAGGAAGUUUACUUAUCUGGGUCCUUCAACAAUUGGAGUAAACUUCCCCUCACGAGAAGCCACAAUAACUUUGUAGCCAUCCUGGACCUGCCGGAAGGAGAGCAUCAGUACAAGUUCUUCGUGGAUGGUCAGUGGACACACGACCCUUCUGAGCCGAUAGUGACCAGCCAGCUUGGCACAGUAAACAACAUCAUUCAAGUGAAGAAAACUGACUUUGAAGUAUUUGAUGCUUUAAUGGUGGAUUCCCAAAAGUGCUCCGACGUGUCUGAGCUGUCCAGUUCCCCACCAGGACCCUACCAUCAGGAGCCUUACGUCUGGAAACCAGAGGAGCGGUUUAAAGCACCACCCAUCCUCCCGCCACAUCUUCUCCAGGUCAUCCUGAACAAGGACACAGGGAUUUCUUGUGAUCCAGCUUUGCUCCCUGAGCCCAACCACGUCAUGCUGAACCACCUCUAUGCACUUUCCAUUAAGGACGGAGUGAUGGUGCUCAGCGCGACCCACCGGUACAAGAAAAAAUACGUCACCACCUUGUUAUACAAGCCCAUAUGAAGAGCUGGGGCCAGCCGUGGGCCCCAGGGGGCAGUGUGCACCACCGGGCUGCAUGCGUGCAUGCUUUUCGCUAGACAGGAUGGACUGUAAAUUUCCCAUUUCACGCUCUUUAGAAGACAUUUCGUACCCGCUCUACUCCUACUUGAAGGUUUGUUCCAGACACAGCAGCUCCUGGAGCGCCUCAGUCUGUAACAGUCCUCUUAGCACCCGGUGGCUGUGAGCCCUGGGGCUCAUAAAGGCUGAGGAGGGAGGGGGAGCAGACGGUCUGCACCCCACACCACGGUGCAGGUCUAAAUUUACAUCCUCUGAACUGGUCACGGAGACUUUUCUUAAGCCAAAAAGGAACCCGAGCCACUUUGCUGGUGGAAAUCCGGGAAGCAGGUACCAAGGCUCAUCUUGUGUGUGUGUCUUGACUUGUCCCCGCUGAGGCCUGGCUGUGGACCUAACGGCGAGUAUGGUAUUGGUCUCUGCCUGUCCUCUGAAUUCAGAGCAAUAGAUCGUCUUCCAUUCCCUGCUCCAGGGAGGCAUAAUUUCUAUAGAAAUUAGAACCUGUCUAAUUUCCAGAUGAAGUUUUACAAUUCUUUCUUACACUUAUGUGCACUAAGUAUUUUUUUUAACCAGAGGUGGCUGACUGUACAGCCUUAGGGCAAUCUUUAAAUCACCCCAACUAGACUAUAGAUCAUGUGACCUGUGCUGAGCAAUAAUCUGUUCUCAGAACAGACUUGGAAAACCAUGGCCAGAUAUCUCCGUUAAGCUGGAGGAUCCUGCGGACUGACCACUGCUAGCUGGAAGGUCGUCCAGCUUUUUAUUCGAUUCGUAAUGAGGUGACAGUGUUAGCACGCAAAUUUUGGAGAGGCACCCUACCCUAGCCUGUGCCACCUUGCUUGGGACCUCUGGUCCCUCCUUAGCAAAGAAGGCUGUAGCAAUUGCUGUUGCUUCUUCUGGAAGGAAAUUAGAACUUGCGGCAGCCUUCUGAAUUUGUGUGAGGAAAUCAUCCUUUGGACCAAAGCGAACCUCUCCACACGGCUUGGAGAUGCCGGAGACAUGCCCGUUAGCAAGGUUCCUGUCCCCAGGUCGGUGGAAGCUGUCGUCCUGCGCUUUGUUCCUGCUGGGAGACGGAGGAACCAUAUCCCUGGUGUCUCAUAUUUAUUUGGCGAACCUGGGUCUGGGAUACCCUUUUUUGUUACUGUUUCCAAAACACUGAAUUACUGUCACCUUGAUGUACAGGUUUCAAUAAAGCUUUGUAAAGAUAACAGAUGUGCACUUGGA
Aethalodelphis obliquidens (Pacific white-sided dolphin) is the source of this 2354-nucleotide messenger RNA. It is a transcript of the gene PRKAB1, whose product is annotated as protein kinase AMP-activated non-catalytic subunit beta 1. Lineage: Eukaryota; Metazoa; Chordata; Mammalia; Artiodactyla; Delphinidae. The coding region runs from base 273 to 1085 and encodes 270 amino acids. The transcript has 7 exons. Gene Ontology annotation, molecular function: protein kinase binding. Gene Ontology annotation, biological process: signal transduction. Gene Ontology annotation, cellular component: nucleotide-activated protein kinase complex; nucleus; cytoplasm. The record is from RefSeq and is a predicted model, not a curated record.